Molecule: messenger RNA, 954 nt
Organism: Paramisgurnus dabryanus
Lineage: Eukaryota; Metazoa; Chordata; Actinopteri; Cypriniformes; Cobitidae
Gene: gpx4b
Product: glutathione peroxidase 4b
Biological process (GO): response to oxidative stress
Cellular component (GO): nucleus; mitochondrion
Molecular function (GO): phospholipid-hydroperoxide glutathione peroxidase activity; glutathione peroxidase activity
Source: RefSeq, a predicted model, not a curated record
AGCGCGGUGCCUGAUUGGUUGACACUGACAGAAUAGGCGUGUCAUUGGAUCAGUGGGCGGGUCUACGUCACUGCAGCAGUAGUAUGUGGUUAUUGCAGAGAGCGCUGCUGAUCGGUGUGUUGGGGAACAGGAGCUUUGCUAGAGCCAUGUGUGCACAGGCCCACGACUGGCAGUCGGCAAAGUCUAUAUACGAGUUCACAGCCAAAGACAUUGAUGGAAAUGAAGUAUCUCUAGAGAAAUACAGAGGUUAUGUGUGUAUCAUCACUAAUGUCGCCUCUAAAUGAGGCAAGACCCCAGUAAACUAUACUCAGUUUGCGGAAAUGCACGUCACGUACGCUGAGAAGGGUUUACGAAUUCUGGGUUUUCCCUGCAACCAGUUUGGAAAGCAGGAACCUGGAACAGAAGAAGAAAUCAAAGCGUUUGCUAAAGGCUACAAUGCAGAGUUUGAUCUUUUCAGUAAGAUCGAUGUGAAUGGAGAUGGAGCUCAUCCUCUGUGGAAAUGGAUGAAGGAACAGCCUAAAGGGAAAGGAACUCUGGGAAACAACAUCAAGUGGAAUUUCACUAAGUUCCUCAUUGACAAAGAAGGUCAGGUUGUGAAGAGAUACGGGCCAAUGGAUGAUCCAAGUGUUGUUGAAAAGGAUCUCCCCAAGUACCUGUAACCUCUUAAGUCCAAUUCAUUUAAUACCCUAUGUGUUUGUGAUCGCUCUUUCCGCUCUGGUUUGACAUGAGUGGACAUUAGCAGGGUCACACCCAGAUCUGUGACGGCCGCUCUUGAAGCCUCUCUACAGGUGAGGGCGGCCUGAUGAACCCUGACGUGCAAAUUCUCUGGGAAAACCCUUUAAUGUCCAGAUGUCUCACCAGAGAAGAGCCUGUUAUACAUGUGUAUACUGACAAUGAUAUAGAAAAUAUUUUCUAAUAGAUGGUAAUAAUAAUAAUAAACAACUGAAAUCAGAA